Messenger RNA from Actinia tenebrosa (Australian red waratah sea anemone), 1853 nucleotides. RefSeq names its product prestin. Gene Ontology annotation, biological process: transmembrane transport. The record is from RefSeq and is a predicted model, not a curated record. Gene Ontology annotation, cellular component: membrane. Lineage: Eukaryota; Metazoa; Cnidaria; Anthozoa; Actiniaria; Actiniidae.
AGGGCCCAGCUGCUGAAGAUCCUGGCCGGAAGAUCUAGAUACUAUAUAUCUCAAUUCUUAAGUGAACACAAGACUCCGUGACCAUAAACAAUUCUUUGUCGUAAAAGUAACCCAAGUCCACGUUGUUUUUUAGCUUGAGAACGCUAGGCGAUUCAGAACGACUGUGUUCCCAAUCGAUUCCAAACAGCUGUAACACAUUUCAAAUCAUAUACACAAUAUAAUACUGGAUGUGUGAUUCACUGAAGAACAGCAAAAUCUCCCCAUCAUCUCUCCAUAUAAACAUUACUAGACCAGUCUACACGGAAAAAAGCUUCACCAAACAAUUCACGAAAGCCAAGAAGAAAGAAACGAGUCGCUCUCUCUGUGGAAAAAUUACUGGAAGCAUAGAUAAGAUAAUUCCCAGACUGCGAUGUAAUAUUCAAACCGUUUCGAACUGUUUUCCCAUUAUAAAAUGGUUACCUAAUUACAGCCUUAAGAACGACAUUCUGGCUGAUUUUACUGGAGGACUAACAGUUGGAAUUAUGCAUAUACCACAAGGUCUUGCUUUUGCAAUGCUGGCAUCUUUGCCUCCAGUGACAGGUCUUUACACAGCUCUUGUGCCUGUUUUCGUCUACAUGUUGAUGGGAACAUCGAGAUAUUUAUCUCAAGGUUCGUUCGCCGUGAUUUGCCUAAUGGUCGCUCAGGUCUGCGAGAGGGAAGUUCUUAAAAUUGAGGGACUUGGUCCAAGUGUCUCUUCUGUUCAAAAUAUGACCAACUCUAGCCCCACCCUACUUCCUGAUGGGAUGAUGUGGAGUCCUUUUGACGCAAAGAAAAUAAAAAUAGCAGUUUCUCUUGCCUUGCUUAUUGGUUUCAUGCAGGUUGCUAUGGGAAUCCUCAGGUUUGGCUUCAUUGCUACGUAUCUGUCGGAUCCUCUGAUCAGUGGUUUUACAACAGGAUGUGCUGUCUUGGUCGUACCGAGUCAGUUGAAACACAUACUUGGCCUAAACGUACCUCAGUUCACAGGAGUGUUGUUUUCAGUCAGGAUGGCAGUUCACAUGUUGAAGAACAUCGCCUCGUCCAAUUUAGGAUCAAUCAUCACUGGAUCACUCAGUCUGUUUGUUUUAAUUGGCCUCAAAACGUUCAACGAGAAAUUCAAAAGCAAGCUCCCUUUUCCUGUUAUAGCUGGUACGGCGAUAUCGUACGCCGGUGAGAUCAAUUCUAACUUCGGAGUACAGAUCUUAGAAAAAAUUCCAAAAGGRAUUCCUCCUAUCAGUAUUCCCUCUAUUAGUCUGAUGCAGAACAUGAUAACAGAUGCGUUCGUCAUAUCAAUCGUGAUUUUUGCUACAAACAUUUCGUUAUCCAAGAUGUUUGCUAAGAAAAAUGGACAGACAAUUGAUGCCAAUCAAGAACUGAUUGCAUAUGGAGCCUGUAAUAUCGGUAUUUCAUUCUUUUCUGGGUUUGCUAUUUGUAACGCCUUGGCGCGAACAGUCGUACAAGAAAAUCUUGCUCAUACUCAGUUAUGUAGCAUUGUCGUCAUUGGGUUGAUUCUUCUGGUCCUACUCUUUAUCGCUCAUCUGUUCUUUCAUCUGCCAAAGGCCAUUCUAGCUGCUAUCAUUAUCGCAAACCUCAUUGGUCUUCUCAGGCAGUUCUCUAGACUCAAGGAUCUGUGGAAAAUYUGUCGAAAUGAUGCGAUCGUUUGGUUUGCCACUUGUUUUGGAGUGAUUCUUCUUGGAAUUGACAUGGGACUUGGGUGUGGUGUUCUCUGUGCUGUACUGAUGGUUGUUCUACCUUCAUCAAGUCCAAAAUACUCUAUCCUUGGCCAUGUUCCAGGAACAGAUAUCUUCAAGGACAUCAACGCCUAUCCUCAUCCCUAA